AUGGUUAUUCUACCGAUAAGUAAGAAAUAUCAUAUGAACGUAAUAAUCGAAACAUCUAUAAAAUACAUAGGAACCGUCGAUUGGGUUGGUAAAUUUCAAAUUUCAGGCACCUGUAAUGUAACAGGAUGUUGCUGUCCUUCGUCUAACUUGAUUAUUAAAAAUAAUAAUAUUACACAUGAAGGAACUUUUAAUCUAACUGGUUUCGACUGUAAAACACAUGGACAUCAAGGACACUUUUCAAUCGAUAAUGCUACUGCAACUGUUGUGUCUGUUGCAUCGUUGGGUACUUUUACAAUGAAAAAUAAAAAUGACAUGGAAAUCUUAUUGGAGCAGAACACCACAGCGGCCAAACCUGCAUGCAAAGUGGACAUGACUCGUGUAGUAAAUUCAACUGUUGCUAGUACUACAACUACUACUACUACUAAUCAUUCUAAUGAAAAUUCAACCACUAAUGGAAAUCAAAUUAAUACUAGUACAGAGCCGGAUAAAAGUCAUGUUUCAUCCAAUCGUGGUUCAAUUUUUCUCAUAUGCAUAUCAAUCAUAAUGGCAACUACUGUCAUCAUGCAUAUUUGA
Rotaria socialis is the source of this 573-nucleotide messenger RNA. NCBI's taxonomy places the organism in Eukaryota, Metazoa, Rotifera, Eurotatoria, Philodinida, Philodinidae. The record is from the annotation of a GenBank genome assembly.